AUGACCACUUCCACUUCUUCUUCGUUGCUUCCGAGGCUUGGCUUCCGGUUGAGACGCAUUUCACGCCUCCCCAUGUUCAUCGAUAUGUACGAGGUGGCUACUUUCCAGUCAAUCUGCGAAAAACUCUGGGCGAUACACAGCCAGCCACCGUUUGACACUGGAUUACCAAGACCGAUUCUCAUUGGUCAAAUGCGUAAUAUGAUGAGCGACGAUUUACCGGAAAGAUGGAAAGGGGUCUUGGAUACGAGGAAAGGUUGUUCAAGCGACGACGAACCCGGGCGAAGUUUACAAACAUGGCUGGAGAACAUUAACACACUUCGAUAG
This is a messenger RNA of Penicillium manginii, 324 nucleotides long. RefSeq lists its product as uncharacterized. NCBI's taxonomy places the organism in Eukaryota, Fungi, Ascomycota, Eurotiomycetes, Eurotiales, Aspergillaceae. The transcript has 2 exons. The coding region runs from base 1 to 324 and encodes 107 amino acids. The record is from RefSeq and is a predicted model, not a curated record.